AUGCUCGAUUUUAAUUCGGGCUCCCUUGCUGCUGCAACUUGCGCUCUUCUUUUGGUCAUUGCUCUGACUUUUCCAUCCGUCUCUUCUAUAAUUUCUCUUUUUCAAGCAAAGGGAAAGCAAGUCCCCAAUACAUACACAGAUAAUGAUGGAAUUGCCACCGAAGAAACAAUCGCUGCCUUUUCAACAAAAAUUCCAAAGACAGUACUCAUUAUAUCUACACUUCUCGGAUUUACAACUUCUAUAAUUCUGGCCGUUUUGGACCUCUUUCAUUAUGAUGGAUUGAAGCUUGAAGAUUGGCUCAAUGUCGCAUUAUGGUCAUUCAUUCUGAUCCAAGCGCUUAGCACUAUCUUGAUCAGAAGUCCUACCAAAGCAUAUACAAAUGGUGCUCGUACAGCUAUCUCCGCUGUCUGCCUCUUUUGCAUGUGUCUCUACCAAGAUGGCCUUAUCGUGGAGGAUCAGUCCGCCCAGGUUAACUUCCGUUCAAGUGCGACUUUCUGGCUCCGCAUCUCUCAAUUGAUACUCGCACUGUUUGUCGCCAUCUCCGCCAUCUCAUUUCCACGUCGUCCACAUGUGACCAGAGAUAAGCACCCCGUCGAUGCCAUGUAUUCCGUUUCUGCUCUUGAUAGAUAUACUUUCUCCUGGGUUGGAGAUCUAUUGGCUUUAGCCUAUAGCAAAAAGCGUCUAGAACUACAAGAUCUACCUAAAAUGGACCAUCAUACUAGGUCGAAGGAUCUCAGUGAAGCAUGGGAGGAAAGGAAGCAUACUCGGGCGCUUUGGAUUGAAAUUUUCUUGGUACACAAAUCACCUUUCAUCAUUCAAUGGAUCCUUACAGUCUUCCAGGCCUUUGGAAAUUUCGCACCUCAAUUUGUGACCUUUCAGAUUUUAAAAAUGUUAGAACGUCGUCAACCUGGAGACGAAGUCCCUUUAGGAGCUUGGAUUUGGGUAGCUACAUUAUUCUUGGUCACUCUCGCUGCAGCUUGGAUUGAAUCCUGGAUGUUCUGGAUUUCUUGGGCUGAACUUGCCAUUCCAAUUCGGUCCCAGUUAUCGUCUCAAAUCUUCCAAAAAGCCAUGAGACGUAAGGAUGUGAAAAGUGCAGCUAGAUCUGAAAAGAAGCCUACUGUUGCGUCUGAAGAAACUCAAGAGUCGAUUGCCCAGCAUGGACCAGAGGAAGAAGAAGAGGACAGUGAUCCAAAGGGGAAACAAUCUACAGUCAAUUUGAUCGGUGUAGAUGCCAAGAGAGUUUCAGACUUUUGCUCAUUCAACAACUACUUCGCGGGUUCGGUUUUCAAACUUGUCGUCUCCUUUUCUUUCUUGAUCAGUAUCAUUGGAUGGAAGAGUUUGCUGGCGGGAAUAUUGGCUAUGUCUUUAACUGUUCCUAUUAACAUUUACUUUAGUAAACGUUAUUCAGCAGCUCAAGACAGACUAAUGAAAGUCAGAGAUGUUAAAAUGGCAGUUGUGACUGAAGCACUUCAAGGUAUCCGUCAAAUCAAGUUCUCCGCACUAGAAUCGAAUUGGGGCAACAAAAUUGGUCUAGUCCGAAAGAAGGAGUUGGACGAGCAAUGGAGUGUUUAUCUCAAUGAUACGAUGUUACUCUUCUGCUGGAUCACAAGCCCUAUCGCUCUUGCUGCAGUAGCAUUGGCAGUAUAUGCUUACCUCAAUGAAGUUCUUCUACCUUCAGUCGCAUUUACUGCGAUAGGUGUCUUCGUCAAUCUGGAGGUUACCCUCAGCGUCAUUCCGGAACUUACCACGGACUUGAUUGAUUGCUAUAUUUCUAUUAAUCGUAUCCAAAGAUAUCUCAACGGAGCUGAAAUAUCCGAAAGUACCGACGAUGCUCCCAACGUUUCCUUUGAAAAAGCUUCAAUCGCAUGGCCAUGUGCUGAGGGUGAAGAUGAGAUGGACGGAAACGAACGAUAUGUUUUAAGAAAUGUAGAUGUCUCCUUCCCCGAAGGAGAAUUGAGUGUCAUCAGCGGUAAAACUGGAACCGGAAAGAGUUUGAUGCUAGCAUCAAUUCUUGGAGAAGUUGAUAUUCUUGCUGGUAAGGUCAAUGUUCCUCGUGGACCAAAAGCCAAAGACCGACAUGAUCAUCUUGCCAAUAAGGAUAAUUGGAUCAUUCCAUCGUCGAUUGCUUUCGUUGCUCAGAUUCCAUGGAUCGAAAAUGCUAGUAUCAAAGACAACAUUCUUUUCGGAUUACCACUUGAUGAAGAUCGCUAUCAAAAAGUUGUCGAAUACUGUGCCCUCCGCAAAGAUUUGGAAAUGCUUGGCGACGGUGAAAAUACCGAAAUUGGUGCGAAUGGUAUUAACUUGAGUGGUGGACAGAGAUGGAGAGUCACAUUUGCUCGGGCGCUCUAUUCUCGUGCAGGUAUAUUGGUUCUCGACGAUAUCUUCAGUGCGGUUGAUGCUCAUGUUGGUCGCUUCAUUUACGAAAAAGGUCUCACUGGUGAACUUGGUAUUGGACGCACACGUAUUCUUGUUACUCAUCAUGUUGCUCUUUGCAAGGCCAAAGCUAAAUAUCUCGUUGAACUCGGUGAUGGAACGGUUGAAAGUGCAGGUCUUCUUUCGGAAUUGGAAGAAGCCGGUACACUUGAACGCAUCAUCAGCCACGAAGAAACACCGGAACAAAUCGCUGAGGAUCAAGCUCCUGUUACGGUAUCGGAAUCAUCUACAGUCAUUAAUCCAUCUGUAUCUUCUGACGAUGAAAACACUGAUGAAAAUACCUUAGCAAAGGUUGUAUCACGAAAGGAUGAUCCAAAGAAAUUCGUUCAAGAAGAGACAAGAGAGCGUGGUAGUGUCAAGGUAAAGGUCUACGGACAUUAUCUUCAUGCUUCUGGUGGAUGGUCUUUCUGGAUUCUUGUUUUGUUUGCUUUCAUUGGUCAACAAUGCUUGAUCACUGGUCGCUCUUGGUGGUUAAAACUUUGGACGUCAAGCUACCAAGAAUCUAGCAUUACUAACUCCAUGUUCACAACUCAGGCCAAUCACUUACCCUCGUACGGAAACGCACAGAAUUCAUCUUUCCAAGCAGAAGCUAUCAAACAUGACACUACGUUCUAUUUGAGUAUAUACGUUGCUCUUUCGGCAGUAUCUGCUGUUGUAGGAACUCUCCGAUAUUUCUACGUUUACACUGGAUCUAUUCGUGCAUCUAAGAUUCUUUUUGAACGACUUUGCUUUACAGUUUUAAGAACACCUUUAAGAUGGAUGGACACAGUACCACUUGGUAGAAUUUUAAAUCGAUUUACUGCCGAUUUCAAUGUUGUUGAUGGAAGAUUGGCCAAUGAUUUUGCAUUUGGGGCAAAUAACUUUUUUGGAUUGAUUGGAAUCAUUUGCACCGGUGUAAUCGUCUCUCCAUGGGUACUCCUCAUGUCUGCAGUUCUUUUGGCAAUAUGCGUCUAUGUUGCACUUCUCUAUCUCCCUGGUGCACGUGAAGUCAAACGUCUCGAAUCAACCGCCAAAUCCCCCAUCUUUGAACAGUUCGGUUCCGCUCUUACAGGUGUAGGCACAAUUCGCGCAUUUGACAAAACAGAUAUCUAUAUCAAAAGCAUGUGGGCCAAAAUCGACGAUCAUUCAACUACAUUCUGGCAUCUCUGGGUCUUCAAUCGAUGGAUGGGAUGGAGAAUGGCUUUUGUGGGUGGAUUAUUCUCAACGAUCGUGGCGAUAGUCAUUAUUUUGCUUCCGGAAAUUGAUGCUGCGUUGGCUGGAUUUGCGUUGAGUUUUGCGCUGGCUUAUGGUCAAACAGUUAUGUGGACUAUUAGACAUUAUACUAAUUUAGAACUUAAUAUGAAUGCGGCAGAACGUAUCGUUGAAUACUCAAACCUCAAAACCGAAUCUCUAGAAGGAUCGGAUCCACCAGCAGCAUGGCCAACUGAAGGUCGACUCGAAGUUAAUGAUUUGAUUGUCUCAUACGCAGAUGAUCUUCCACCAGUUCUCAAAGGUCUUACUUUCCGAGUCGAACGUAGUGAAAGAGUCGGAGUAGUAGGACGUACUGGAGCCGGUAAAUCUUCAUUGACACUCGCACUCUUCAGAUUCCUUGAAGCUCGCGAAGGAACAAUUCACAUUGAUGGUCUCGAUAUUUCAAAGAUUAAUUUGCAUUCGCUUCGUUCGAGAUUAGCGAUUAUCCCACAAGAUCCAGUACUUUUCUCUGGAACAGUUAGAUCUAAUCUCGAUGCUUUUGAUGAACAUACAGACUCGGAACUUCGAGAUGCUCUAGAACGUGUACAGCUUAUUCCACCAACUGGACAAAACACUCCCUCAACAUCCGGAACAUCGACUCCUUCGCUCUGGAAAAACAAGAAUCUCUUCACAUCCCUGCAAUCCCCAAUUACCGAAGGUGGACUCAAUCUUUCGCAAGGUCAACGACAACUACUCUGUCUCGCCCGCGCUAUUGUUUCACAUCCGAAAAUCAUGGUACUAGAUGAAGCAACCUCGGCAGUGGACAUGGAUACCGAUGCAUUGAUUCAAAGAUCUAUCAGACAAGAAUUCACAGAUAGCACAUUGAUUGUUAUUGCACAUCGACUUAGUACGAUUGCGGAUUUUGAUAAGAUUUUGGUAUUGGGCGAGGGCAAAGUGGUGGAGUUUGGAAAGCCGAAGGAGUUGAUGGAGUUGGAUGGGGGAGUCUUUAGAGGAAUGGUACAGGAGAGUGGGGAGAGGGAGAGGUUGGAGGAAUUGAUUUUGGGGGAGUAG
This is a messenger RNA of Botrytis porri, 4674 nucleotides long. RefSeq lists its product as uncharacterized. The transcript is spliced from 5 exons. Bases 1 to 4674 code for a protein of 1557 amino acids. Gene Ontology annotation, biological process: transmembrane transport. Lineage: Eukaryota; Fungi; Ascomycota; Leotiomycetes; Helotiales; Sclerotiniaceae. The record is from RefSeq and is a predicted model, not a curated record. Gene Ontology annotation, cellular component: membrane. Gene Ontology annotation, molecular function: ATP binding; ABC-type transporter activity; ATP hydrolysis activity.